CAUUUACGCAAAGAGUGCUUUAUGGCGAGAUCCCGUGUGCGGCACCAGCACCGAAAAGUCUCUCUCCUUUUUCUCCGCGCCAUCAGGAAUUAAGAACUCCCGUUUUCGUCGCCAAUACUUACAUAAAUGACGAUAUGUAUCCAUUGAUAAUUGUAUCGAAACACUGUUGCAGCUGCCAAAUGCAAAUAAUGCUCAAUUAACCACCCGGAUACUUGAUAGCAGCCUGGUGUUGAAUUCCCGAUUUCAGGAAUAAAUGGCUACAAUCUCACUAGCAGAUAUUGCCUUCCAGACCCAUCCACACCACCUUUUUGUUUCCUCAGGCAUUGGUGGAUCUAAAUCGUAUGUCAGUCCCAAGAAAUACACACUAAACUGUAGAAAGCACUUCAAUAGUAAAAGAAAAUGCUUACACAAAAGUCACCGCCUGUUUAAAUCAAGUAACUUUAUGUGCUGCACUGUGGAAAUAGCAAUAUCAGAAGAUUCAAUAACUGUUGAUAAUGGUGGAAGAUUAGCCCUUGUGGUUGAUGAUGAUUCUCAGAAAUCAAAAUUACUCAGUGAUGGACCACGUAGAGAAAUACCAGACUGGAUGGCACGAAGGAUAGGUUCUGUUCGUCCUAAGUUUCCUCCUAAAAAGAUCGACAUUUCUGAAGCCAACACAUCAAAAUUCAAGUCUUUGGAAUUGCCUAAUCCUUCUGAAGUAUGGUCAAUUGCAAAAGCAAAGCCAAAAGAUGGGGACACAUUAAUUGAACAUGUAAUUGAGAAAGAGUUAAUUGAAAAGAAACGGAAGGCUCUAGAACGUGCUCUGCAACGAAAAACCAUUCAAUGGCAGAAGACCCCAGAAGAAAUAAAACUAGAGCCAGGAACUGGCACAGGACGUGAGAUAGUGUUUCAAGGUUUUAAUUGGGAAAGUUGUAGAAAAAAGUGGUACAUGGAUCUGGCUCCAAAGGCUGCAGAUUUAUCUCGCUGUGGUAUAACAGCAGUGUGGUUACCUCCUCCAACCGAAUCUGUUGCUCCACAAGGGUACAUGCCUUCUGAUCUAUACAACUUGAACUCAGCAUACGGGACACAGGAGGAGCUGAAGCAUUGCAUAGAGGAGAUGCACAAUCACCAUCUUCUGGCGUUGGGAGAUGUUGUACUAAAUCAUAGAUGUGCUCAUAAACAGAGUGAAAAUGGAGUAUGGAAUAUUUUUGGCGGGAAACUUCCCUGGGGACCUGAAGCAAUUGUUUGUGAUGAUCCAAAUUUUCAGGGUCGUGGAAAUCCUUCAAGUGGUGACAUAUUUCAUGCAGCACCAAAUAUUGAUCAUUCCCAGGAUUUUGUACGAAAUGAUGUAAAACAGUGGCUGAACUGGCUUCGGAACAAUAUUGGUUAUGAUGGGUGGCGCCUUGACUUUGUGAGGGGUUUCUCAGGUGGAUAUGUUAAAGAAUACAUUGAAGCUUCAAAUCCUGCAUUUGCCAUUGGGGAGUAUUGGGAUAGUAUGGCUUAUGAAGGUGGUAAUCUGUGCUACAACCAAGAUGCACAUCGUCAACGUGUAAUUAACUGGAUCAAUGCCACUGGAGGUACCUCAUCUGCAUUUGAUGUCACAACAAAGGGAAUACUUCAUUCGGCAUUGCAUAAUGAAUAUUGGAGAUUAAUAGAUCCUGCUGGAAAGCCACCAGGAGUCAUGGGAUGGUGGCCCUCACGUGCUGUCACUUUCUUGGAAAAUCAUGAUACCGGCUCAACACAGGGACAUUGGCCAUUUCCACGAGAUAAACUUAUGCAAGGAUAUGCUUACAUCUUAACCCAUCCGGGGACUCCUGUGGUGUUUUAUGACCAUUUUUAUGAUUUUGGGAUCCAUGAUGUGAUAACGGAGCUAAUUGAGGCUAGGAAACGAGCAGGGGUCCACUGCAGGAGUGUUGUCAAGAUUUAUCAUGCAAAUAGCGAUGGGUAUGUGGCCCAGAUAGGGGACACCUUGGUCAUCAAACUUGGUCACUUUGAUUGGAAUCCUUCAAAACAAAUUGAUCUUCAUGGGACUUGGCAAAAGUUCCUGGAUAAACCCUCAGAUUACCAGAUUUGGUUCAGAAUCUAGUACACUACUUCUUUUAUAAUUUCGAUAUUCCAGGAAAUUACAACUAAUAACUAAAUCGAACAUUCACUAAUAUUUACUUCUUAUCUUAAUUAAUAUUCAUUCGUCUAAACAAGUGC
Molecule: messenger RNA, 2178 nt
Organism: Lactuca virosa
Lineage: Eukaryota; Viridiplantae; Streptophyta; Magnoliopsida; Asterales; Asteraceae
Source: the annotation of a GenBank genome assembly